This is a messenger RNA of Scleropages formosus (Asian bonytongue), 7267 nucleotides long. Its product is annotated as nucleus accumbens-associated protein 2-like. Gene Ontology annotation, biological process: regulation of transcription by RNA polymerase II. The coding region runs from base 908 to 2704 and encodes 598 amino acids. The record is from RefSeq and is a predicted model, not a curated record. Gene Ontology annotation, molecular function: protein binding; DNA-binding transcription factor activity, RNA polymerase II-specific; RNA polymerase II cis-regulatory region sequence-specific DNA binding. The transcript is spliced from 7 exons. Lineage: Eukaryota; Metazoa; Chordata; Actinopteri; Osteoglossiformes; Osteoglossidae.
GGGGGAGGUGGUCCUCGGAGCGCUCCUCUCGUUCCCGGCACCGUGGAGCGACGCGUGGGGACGGAUCGAGCCAGAGCUCCCUGCGGAGACGUGCUUUUACGGUUGCAACUGCACUGUUUGGCAGCCUCCGCGUGUCGGUCGGUUUAUUUACAGCUGUCGCAGCUGCCCGUGUCGUCUGCGCGCGGGCCCUUAGCCAUGGCCCGAAAACGCGGGGAACGUUCCGGAACACGCCUGACACUGGGCAUUGCGAAAGAUUGUGCGAGUGGCGCUGCUGUGGCGGUGUGUGUUUGCUGCCCCCCGUUCGCCGCCCGGCGCCGCGAAGCCGGAGCGCGAGAGGUGCCGUCGUCUGGACGGCCAAGAGGCCGCAGCUCAUUCAUAUGCGAAGCCCGUGCAGGGCAAGAAAAAGGGGGCGGCGCUCUGUCUCAUCAAUUAAAACUGGCCCAGUUGGAGUGUGGAGCAGCGCAACACUCUGGGCUGCAGUAUCCUGAGAUAGAUCCUCCACCCCCCUCCCCACACACACACACCCAUGCAGGGAUGCAGACUUCGCUCCUCACGCAUGGCUCUUCGGUGUUGUGAACGUGAUACCAUAACACAACUAUUCAUGCUCUGUCUUGGGCAGCAGGGGGCGCAGUGGUUUGAGGCCACAUUGCAAUCCGAUGGACCUGGGACUGAAUACCACCUCCUGAUGCGGUAGUGGUCAAGCUGCAGCACUUGUUGAAUCGAGCCCGGAGAGAAGCGGCGAGGGGGAAGAGAACCCGAGGGCUGUUUCGUGUGCCUCUGCCACUGCAGACGGGGGAAGCUCCACGAUGCAGCAGCAGCGCUUUGGGCUCUUCUGAACACUGUACAGCACAGCGGAGCGGUCCCGGCCGUGAAGCCCCUUCCCCAUCGCCUUGAAGCCCCCCCAGCCAUGUCGCAGCUGCUGCACGUUGAGAUCCCCAACUUCGGCAGCACUGUACUGGGCUGCCUCAACGAGCAGCGGCUCCUGGGCCAGCACUGCGACGUCUCCAUCGUGGUGAAGGGCCAGGCCUUCAGGGCCCACCGCGCCGUCCUGGCCGCCAGUAGCCUCUACUUCCGCGACCUGUUCAGCGGCAGCUCCAAGGCGCAGUUCGAGCUGCCGUCCUCGGUGGCGCCCGCUUGCUUCCAGCAGCUGCUCAGCUUCUGCUACACGGGAAAGCUGACGGUGGCGGCCAGCGAGCAGCUCGUGGUCAUGUACACGGCCGGCUACCUGCAGAUCCAGCACAUCGUCGAGAGGGGUAUGGAUCUCGUGUUCAAGGCCAAUUCGCCGCACUGCGACUCCCAGACGGCCUCCGUGGAGGAGCCCCCGGGCUCGGCGCCCCAGAGCCCCAGCAACCAGCUGGGUGCCGCGCUGGGUCCGCCCGGCUGGUCGCCUGCCGCGUCUGCCCUCUCCGCCGCCACCAGCGCCCGCAGGGUCAAGCUGGAGGGGGGCGAGCCUCCUCUCAAUCUACAGGCCCCGGGGGGGCACAAGCGGGGUGAGGCUGGGGGGAUGCGCCAGUCCCGGGGUGGCUCGCUUUUCUACAGUGGCGCGGGGGGGAGCGCAUCCGCAGCCACCGCCGGCUCCUUCCCCGCAGUGCAGCCCUACCCGCUGACCUCCGGGGAGCGCUCCAGCCCGGGCAACUCCAGCCUGCCCACCACUGACAGCCCCACCUCCUACCAGAACGAGGACGAGGAAUUCGAGGAAGAGUCGUACGACGGCAUCGCCGAGGACGCCUACAGCCACCUCUACGGCCGGGCCGUCAACCCGUUCAGCAUGCAGGAGAAGGCGGACGUGGCCCUCCCCCUGGAGAGCCGCUCCUGCGUGCUGAUCCGCCGCGACCUGGUGGCGCUGCCCGCCAGCCUCGUCAGCCAGAUCGGGUACCGCUGCCACCCCAAGCUGUACACCGAGGGUGACCCGGGGGAGAAGCUGGAGCUGGUGGGAGGUACAGGGGUCUUCAUGACUCGAGGGCAGCUGAUGAACUGCCACCUCUGCGCAGGAAUCAAACACAAGGUGCUGCUUCGACGCCUGCUAGCCACCUUCUUUGACAGGAACACGCUGGCCAACAGCUGUGGGACGGGUAUCCGCUCGUCCACCAGCGACCCCAGUCGGAAGCCCUUGGACAGCCGUGUACUCAACGCUGUCAAACUGUACUGUCAGAACUUCGCGCCCAACUUCAAAGAGAGCGAGAUGAAUGUGAUCGCUGCGGACAUGUGCACCAAUGCGCGGAGAGUGCGGAAACGCUGGCUGCCCAAGAUCAAGUCUAUGCUUCCUGACGGGAUGGAGGUGUACCGUGGUGGAGCGGCAGUGGGGCUGGGGCUGAGUCUGGGGAGCUCUUAUGCGGGCGUGCAGCUGCCCUUCGAGGCCGACUUCAAAUCGCUCACGGCCUCCGGCCUGGCCUUCGAGCAGCGCCUCUACGCUGACCGUAAGGAGACGCUCAGAACUCAUCUGCAGCUGGAUGCAGCCAGCCCAGGGGGCGGGGCCAAUGGCGAAAGGGAGGGAACAGAGCUGGGCGGAUCCCAGGGGGAGGAGGAGCUGGAGGAGGAAGGGGAGGAAACCCUCCUGGAGAACUCAGAGGGACCUGCCGGAACCUCGCCCCUGAUUUCCGGGGAUGAGCCAGCAGGGUGUGGUGGUGGCUGCCGCUCACCAUCGCCAAAGGAACAGCAGGGGGAGGAGUUUGAAGAGGAUGCCCUUCGGAUAAAUGGCCAAUGAGUGUGCUCGCUGUCUCACGGCUGCCCCCAGCUCACCCCUACCUGAUGCAGUUGGAAAGGGAACCUCCCAGUACAGUUACACGCACGCACGCACGCACGCACACAAUAUCUUACAUACACUCUCCCGAUAUCCUCUGAUCUAGAUCCCAAUGCACGUGAUUCACCAAGACAGCAAACCCAGCUUGCAAUGCUCUGCUCACGCCCCAGAGAAAGGACUCCAACAGUCGCUGUCUGCUGCAUACGCCACAAAUGCUUGCAUGCUAAACAUGCUAAAUGAGUAGACCAAGAAGCAACCAUGCCACUUACUAAUGUGCAAAAAAAAAAACUUUGAAAAACCUGCUACAGUUGCCUGACUAUGUACCGUUGAAACUUUUCCCCCUUCGAAGCCGCUGGCUCCGAAAACGAGUAACUGUGAGGUGCUGGGGGGGCGGCGGAAGCUCCAAACCUCCGCUGCCCACAUCCUCUGUUUUCAUUUAGUUUUGCUUUUUCGAUCUGUUACUGGACAGAAAAGAAAGGAAAAACACAGAAAUUUCCUGCUGGCUUAUUGCAUUUGCACUGGAGGAGGUUUGGGGUGGGUCAUGUGACCGGGUUUUGGGGCGGAACCUAAAACGACUGUUCCAGGAUGAGACUGACUUUGACUCUUGCCAAUGUUUCACAUGCUGUUUCCUGUCCGGUUCCACGAUAACGCCUCCAGGUGUUAACAGUUUCUUAUUGUUGAGGUUGCAUUGCGACACUCGGCUGCCAGCUUCUUAUUUGUGCCCUGCGAAAACCAAACCGAGCGAUGGCCUACAGAAAAGGACCCUACAGGAAUAUUUGUAGAGAGUGGGUUACGUUAAGAAGUCCUUGAAGCGUUUGGGAAGCCUGUAAUGAAGACCCACGUAUUGUAUAUCAUUUGAUUCAAAAGCCCUUAUUGUUGAAAUAUAACUUAAAAAAAAUAUAUAUGAACUGGCAUAUCCUUCUGAGAGCCAGCCAUUCGUUUUUGUCCACUCUAGAGGACAUAAGGUUUUUGAGUGUACCUUCCAAAUCAUACAUGCUGCAAUGCUGAGUCCUAGUGCACCUUAUAGAACAUAUUCUAUGUUCUUAAAUGCAAUCACAUGUUUUGGGGUGAGGCCUGGACAGCUUUCUAAAAAUCCUGCAAAUAUGUGAAAAACAUUUCUAAGCGGGUUUCCGGAGGAUAUGCGAAGCACUUGGAUUAUUUUACAUGCAUACCAUAAUAUUUUACAUGCAUACCAUACAAAAAAAAAACAUUGUGGAAUGUUUCCAGAAGAUUUUUUAUUUUUUUUCCCUGAUGGGGGAAGUAUAGAAGGUCCUGUUUCUCUGAUAUGAGUGGCAGGAUUUUUAUUGCACUAAGGACAUUAGAAAAUGUUUACAGGAAAAAUUAGCGAUUGAGUACAAUCUGAUGUCAGAAUGUGGCUUGAAUGAGCUUGUGGGUGUAUGGAGUAGGCCCUCACUAGUCACCCUCAGAGAACGUUUUUGAAGCAGUGCUCAUUCCAGGAGAUGUGAUUUCUUUUUUUUUUUUUUUCCUUUUUCUGUGUAACUUAGAAUGCCAGGUGCUUGGAAAGCAUGGAAGAAUCUUUCCUUUUUUAAACUAAGCCAUUGCAGCUACAGGGUUUUUGUAACAGCCUGGAGAAGGGCGUUGAAGAGUCUUCCAUCCUUAGAGUGCUUUUGGGUUGAACAAGGAUAUCAACCCUGCUGAGAUUUACCUGGGUAGUGUAAAUGCUGAGCACUUUCUGAUUUUUUUUUUUUCUUUUUUUUUUUUUUUUUUUUUUUAAGUGUUGGUCCGCCGCUGGAUGGAAAAUUUUCCUGAAUAUAGUAGUGCGCGCCUGCCUUUUUAAAGGGGCUUUAUUGUUUGUGCUCAGUAUGUUCAGGCAAGAGGAGUCAUCGUCAAACUGUCCUAGAUGACUGAUCGCCUGAAUGGGGGCUUUGCUUAGGUUUCUAGAAGGCCAAAGGAAAUACCAGCUGAAAAAUGAUCAAAGUGUGAGAAUGCUUUAUUGAACGUGUCCGGUUCGGGGUAGUGUUUGGGUGCUUACGAGACGACUGAAGGCGGACGGUGCGAGUGCCUUAAAUUUCCUGGAUAUUGCGCGUGUAUAUCGGUAGACCCAUAUAUCACGAUCCCAUCGCUGCCCGUACCUUUAUUUCAAGAGAAACUGAUUUCAGAAGUGUCAUUGUCAACUGAAGCCAACAGACACUCGUUGAAAUGCCAAUAAUAAUUGCUGUAAGAGUUCAAAUGCACAUGACUAAGUAUGUAUCGCAUUAUCUGUUCUUUUGGCUUUUUUGGAGAACUUUUCCAUUUUAUGGAGGAGAUAUCUGCAGAUUUGUUCAAAUUCUUACACAAUAUUCUCCUUGGCAGUAUGUAAAGAACCAGGUCUAGAAUCAGGCCUUAGUUUUAAGUAAAUUUUUGCAUGCCCUAAUAAAAAAGAAAGUAUGAACUACAGAAAAAUAAAUGUUGUGACUUGCUGCAUGAGCAAAAUUGUGCAGGUCAAAAUAGGAGCUGGAUCUCUGGUAUUAAUGGUGAAAACUGUUAUUGUUGUGGUUUGGUGUAUUCCAUUGCUUCCGCCAAUAGAGUUCUGCUGCACCGGGAUGUGGAGAGACAGAAUUGUGUCUAGCCUCAAUGUAUUCCAUAUGUGAUUUCAUUAGUUUGCCAGACCUGCGUCAAGGGGUUAGGUCCUGAAAUCAUCACGGGCCCAAGCUCUUGGAGCUCUUUUUGCCAAGGGAAAAGAGCACCUCAAAUUCGGUUUGAACUGACAUCAAGGGCCGAAAGGGGACACUAAUCAUGCAAUGGAAUAUACCUUACCCAGUUAUUUUUCUUGUGUCUUAAAUAUGUUCUAUUUUAAUUUCAGCUUCUAUUUUCUCUUGUGGAAAACAGAAGCCAAGAAAGUGUUUUUUUUUUUCUUUCUUUCUUUUUUUUCCCUCUUUAGGUUGACCAGUUUUCUUUCCGAAGACGGGUUAGAGGGGUUGAAGUGUUGCAACGUUGCACUAGAAGCUGAGGAAUAGAAACUCAGAGAAUGUUAGAUUUGAACCCGAGUGGCUGCUGUGUAGUCCCCGUUAGAUUUCCCUUCUGCAAGCUUUCCAGAUAUGUACAUAUUCAUUUUGGUAUGAGGCCACAGGGUUUGUAGAUAACAGCAGAAAUACAAUAUCUUCCAUAGCAUAAAGGAAUACAUCCUUAGAGGGAACCUAACAAAGUGUGCAUUGAUGCCUUGUGAAAAAUUUCGAUGUGCGUCUUAAACCAACACUGUGCCGGAGACAGUAAAUGUAUCGGUAUCAUCCAAGGUUAACCCGCGGGGUAGCAUAAAUUGAACGUUCCACAUAAUGGAAUGCUUCACUGACUGAGUUGUUAGCCAACUAAAUACCCAACAUCACCAAAUCUCCAUUGUCAUUCAUCCUGGUUGUGAAAAUUCAGCCUGCUGGGAUUGGUAGUAUUUGAUACUGGAUGCCUUUGUGUGUGUGUGUGUGUGUGUGUGAGAGAAGAUGAGGGUCAUGUUGAAACUUCAUGAUCCUACUAUGGCACUGAUGGAAUAAAGAAAGGUCUUGACCUUUGCCUGCAGCCAAGUUGAUGUUCUUGAAAGUGAAAUUCAUAUAAUCAAGCACAACAUCCUAGUAUAGUAUCAGUGGCAGUCUAUUAACAUGACAUACAGGCAAUAGGUUAGGAGGAGGCAGAACCCACUGGAAGGAUCUGGAAGGUUGAUAGUAGUCUGGUUGUCGGGGUAUCUGGAAGACUACUGUAAUGUGUGAGUGAGUACCAAACUCAGCAUGGAUUCCGGAUGCUUGUUUGUCUCUAUUCUUAGUGAUAAUGCCAGCACUUUAGAACUGUAAAUAAGGAGGAGGUGAAAGAAUUCUGGCGAGCAACCUUCAAAGCCAUGUGCUAAGAGCGUUGACAAUCGGGAACAAGAGCCCAUAUGCAUUACAGGAAGUCUGUGACACGCUGGAGACAUGGGGCCCAUAAAUCCUCUCCUGCAGUUGCUUUAACGAUGCUUAGCAACCGCCCUUUGUGAUCGAGGGCCUGUGUGGCUUUGUGAUCGUCAGCCUGUGCCAGUCAAUUCUAGUGUUUCCUGGAUCUCCCCGAGCGUUUAGUUUUUUUUUUUUCCUCCCCCUCAGAUCCAUUCAACCGGCAGCUGACUGAGCUAAGGAAAGACCAGUUGGCUUAUAACGUACUGGAAGAAGCUUCUUGCACAUAAUUCCAACGUGGUCUGUCAUUUAAGUUGAAAUGGAUGGUGAGCAGGAGCCUGAGAGCUGUGUCUCCCAGGAGGACUGGAGACGGCCGUGUCCAGCACCGCAGAGCUGCAGUCGGAAAAAACCCAAGGAGGGAGUUGCGGUAUUUUUAUUUAGGCUAUGGGGCAUGAGCUCUUCGCAAAACCUGGCUCACCUUUUUACACAAGCAAAAAAGCAAAAUGCCACUGUCGAUGUUACACAAAAUUAUCCUUUUCUCCCGUAUUUUGGCUGCUUCUCUCUAUUUUAGUAACUCACUAGUUAGACACAUGUAAAACAAAACUGCCUCUGAUUCAGUUAUGAGUGACAUUGUGUAGUUUUGAGAACCAAUAACUUUUUCUUUCUCCCAGAUGCAAUA